CACAGAACAGACAGGACUGAGCUUACAACGGUUGUGAAAACUUGUUACAUUGAUUGUUGCAUUGACAGACAUGGGUAAUUUUGCGGGUAAGACUCCAGAUCCUCCUGCACCCAUAUUGAUAAACUGCUGGCGAAAUAUAGACUGGAAUACCCUAGACGCACUAAAGAAGAAUGUCCUGGGAUAUUCUACUGGGAAGGACAAAGUUCCAUUCGCGAAUAUCGCCAUGUUUGGUCGAGUCGGUGCUGGGAAGUCCAGUUUUUUCAAUACCAUUGACUCCAUUUGUAAAGGGAGGUUUGCGGCACGCUUUGAAACUGGCGAAAGUACAGGCAGCGUAACGAAAUGGUUCCGAAAAACACGUUUUGGCGGCAAUAAUGGCCCUGCAUUCUACAUAUGCGAUACAAUGGGAACGGAAGAGAACCAAGGUCUUGACGUAACAGAUUUCCCUUACAUCCUGGACGGUCACCUCUCGGACAAAUUCCAGUUCCCCCAUUGUGGUGUCACAGAAGAGUCGUCAGGCUUUGUACGGUCCCCAACGCUCGGUCAGAAGAUGCACUGCCUGUGUUAUAUCAUGGACUCUAGCAAAGUUGCCAUGAUCUCUCAUGACGCCAGGGCGAAAAUUGCACAGAUCAAGGAUCUUGCUAGUGCCAGAAACAUCCGCUUUGUCAUUCUGCUGACCAAAAUUGACCUGUUAUGCCCGGAAGUAGCCCGGGACACGAAGAACGCUUACCAGAGUCGCGCCGUGCGUAAGAUUGUAGAACAGGUCAGCUCUCUGACCGGCACCCCCAUCGGCUUUAUCUACCUACUCAAGAAUUAUGCAAGUGAGAAAGAUCUUGACCCCGCCAUGGACGCGUUGGCUCUGACAGCGCUUCAGCAGAUGUUAUGUUUCUGUGACGACAUCCUGGAAGAGUUAGAUGACGAAUAAGAUCAACCGUCGGCACUGUUCAAGAUCAGGGAUGUCCCUUUCAGACAUGAAAUACUGGCUCCGGAAUCACGAAGCGAUUUUAGACUUAAGUCGAAAUUUCAAUGAUUAAACUUGGUAUUUUCCUUGUCAAUAUUUUAGCUGAAAGUUGUAUUACAAUAAUUUACCCAGACGUUUACGUUGUGAAGAAAUAUUUUAACAUUGUUGCAUAAGAAAUAACUAUUUUAAAGUGAUUUGAAAUUUUUACUAAAAUCUAAGAUAUUAAACAGUGAUCUUUAGUA
Liolophura sinensis is the source of this 1200-nucleotide messenger RNA. Its product is annotated as interferon-induced protein 44-like. The record is from RefSeq and is a predicted model, not a curated record. Lineage: Eukaryota; Metazoa; Mollusca; Polyplacophora; Chitonida; Chitonidae. The transcript has 7 exons. Gene Ontology annotation, molecular function: GTP binding. The coding region runs from base 71 to 922 and encodes 283 amino acids.